This is a messenger RNA of Eucalyptus grandis, 1035 nucleotides long. Its product is annotated as putative RNA methyltransferase At5g10620. Gene Ontology annotation, molecular function: methyltransferase activity. The coding region runs from base 83 to 682 and encodes 199 amino acids. NCBI's taxonomy places the organism in Eukaryota, Viridiplantae, Streptophyta, Magnoliopsida, Myrtales, Myrtaceae. The record is from RefSeq and is a predicted model, not a curated record. The transcript has 7 exons. Gene Ontology annotation, biological process: rRNA processing.
CCUUUUUAACGGACAUGUUAUGUUACCUCAUUUCUGUACUUUCGCGACGAUAAUGAUGCCCCGCUGUCUCUCACCCUAGAACAUGGAAAUGGCUGUCUCGCUCUCCGUCCGUCUCUUCGCGACGAACUCCAUUCCUUCCGCAGGUGGAACUGGAAGAUGUAACUACACUGAGAUUGCUGAGUGGUUUGAAUCGAUUGGUGUGGGACAGAGAGCGCUUCCGAUACGAGUAUUCACCGUGGGCAAGAAGAGAUCGCCUGCGGUGCAGCUACUAGUGGACGAGUACACCUCCAAGCUCCGACGUUAUUGCGCCGUCGAGGAUGUCCAAGUUCGCUCCAACCCUAGAAAUGCACGUGAGAAGCAGGCUCAAAUUGUCGAUGAAGAUGUGGCAGUCAUGAAUCUUAUUAAACCUGAUGAUUGGGUCGUGCUGUUGGAUGAGCAGGGGAUAGACAUUGAGUCAGAGGAGAUGGCUGAGUUGAUUGGUGGUGCUGCAGAUAAGGGAGCUUCAAAGCUAUCAUUUUGCAUCGGUGGACCUUAUGGUCAUGGACCAAAAUUGAGAGAACGUGCCAACAUAUCAAUCAAGUUAUCUUCCCUGGUCUUGAAUCACCAAAUUGCACUUGUUGUGCUGAUGGAACAACUCUACAGGUCAUGGACAAUCCUGAAGGGGCAAAAGUAUCAUCACUAGCCAUUCCACCUGCGUAUCUGAGGUUGUUACUUAUGUGGGGAGUGGACUUUUUAUGUUCAGCACAUCCUAUGCAUUCUUAAUUUCUCACAUCUAUGUCGAUUUCAUAGACUUAAGGUAGUGCACCAUUCUCAAAGCUGGACCUGUCAGUGGUUUACUACAACUUGUAGUUUCGUACCAGCACCUCUGCAAUCUCACGAAUUUGGGUGUAGGGUUCAUCUUCUGCAGGAACGUACAUACAGAGAAAGAAACGCUCGACAGAGUGCAUGGAGCUGUAGAACUGCCUUCCAUGCUUUGUUUUGUUCGCCUUUCGCAGCCAAUUUUAAGGACAUACUGGUUGGGCGACUCGCUGGUUG